Molecule: messenger RNA, 937 nt
Organism: Rhodamnia argentea
Lineage: Eukaryota; Viridiplantae; Streptophyta; Magnoliopsida; Myrtales; Myrtaceae
Exons: 6
Coding region: 11-937 (308 amino acids)
Source: RefSeq, a predicted model, not a curated record
CAGGACUAGGAUGGGAGACAAGAAGAAAACCAUUGCUGCGAUCGAUAAAUGGUGGGACGAUAAAAUUAAGGCUGAUUAUAGGUUUAAGCCUUUUAGGACGAAAGGCAUACAUCCCGAUUUUGAUAUGUUGUUAGCUAGAAUGUUCAGUAGUACAGUUGCUACUGGAGGAAUCACAUGGAAUCCUGGACAAGGUUUACGUAUUGAGGAGGAUGUUGAUGCCACACAACCUAAUAUCGCCGAUGUUGAUGUAUCUGCUGAUGAGAUUUUGGAGUCCGAAGGUUGUGAAAAUGUUGUUGAACAAAAUGUAACUCAAACCCGUAAAAGAGUGAUGCGGACUUCAACGAGGCAAGCUCGGGGAAAGAAAGAGAAGAGAAUGACGCCACAACAACAGCUUGGAAACCAAAUUGAAAGGAUGGUUUCCGCUGUUGAAAGUAGGAGCAAUUUCACAUGUCAACCAGAUUAUGGAUUUGGUCCUUACAAGGACCUCAUGCAAUUGGUGGAUUCCAUUCCCGAGAUUGUGCAAGAUGAAAAGUUAUACUUUUUCGCAAUAAAACAUUUCAAGGAAAAGAAAGACAAUUGGCAAGUCUUCAUGAGCUUAAACGGUGAUGCACUAAGAGUCAAGUAUCUCAAGUUUGAGAUGGACGAGCUUAGUUUCUUCACAGACCUACAACUUGGAUGCAAAUCUCUGCCUCCUUCGCCUUUAUCGGGUAAUGCCAAGUUUGAACCCGAGAAGAUGAGCUCCCAAAUCGUUGCUCGCAUCUUAUUAAAGAUAUCUCUGGUAGGAAACGUAAAGCUCCUCCCAAGGCUGCAGAUCUAUCUUAAAGUCUCUGCUGAACGGUAUAAUGGAGAAAAGAGCUUCAUCAAUGAUGUAGGGAAGGCGCCGAAAGGCGCUUCGUCAUCUUGUAGCCAAGCUUCUUCUGGAUUUUAUCCAAAAUAG